Messenger RNA from Owenia fusiformis, 2259 nucleotides. The record is from the annotation of a GenBank genome assembly. Lineage: Eukaryota; Metazoa; Annelida; Polychaeta; Sabellida; Oweniidae.
UGAACAAUCAGAACUGAACUACUUGAAGUAAACUCUGUAUACCAACUUCCACCUGCGAAGUAAUUAAAGUGUACACCUAUCUAUAUUUAUGUGUACUGGACCUCAUUUGAGAUAUUGGUUAAUAGCCCACAUGCUUAAUCCAAACGUUUAACAAUUAUUGUUCACUAAUGGAACACCUGCUGAAAGAUGCGUUAUACAUUCAUUCACUAUUAUGCCAAUUGCUUAUCUCGCAUUCGGUAUUUCUGAGCAAGGCAGUUUAAGAUGAGAUCCCUAAUGGAAAGUACCGAUUACAAUUUGUCAAUUGAAGCGCAUAACAAAACGAGUCUACAAUGGAUGUGGCAUCGGAUUACCCUCAGGAGACGAAGAGGGUUGAUCGUAUACCUACUUAAAUGUCUAUUCUAUGUGUAUGUUAUAUCUGUCACGGCGUUCCUAGUGUCAUUAAGUCUUCAAUCGACGACGUGUGAUUCACCCGGAUGUUCAAAUGAAGAGAUAUAUAAAGAUGGCGGUUUUCAGGAAAAGACUAAACCCGAAAGAGGAAUUUACCGCGAAGGACCAGGUGAUGGGAUCAACGAACCUCCUCUGACAAACACACCUGCUGGCAAGUACAGCAGAGCAGCUGUUGCUUCUGACCACCACAUCUGCUCAACCAUUGGAACAAACAUUUUGAAACAAGAUGGCGGCUCUUCAGUUGACGCUGCGAUUGCGACGUCACUUUGUCUCGGGGUAGUAAAUCCACAGAGCACGGGGAUAGGGGGCGGGGCUGUAGUAACUCUUUACGAUACUAAACAGAAAAAGGCGUUUUCUUUGUCCUGUCGACCAGAAGCACCUUCUGCAGCUUACUACACAUUAUUUAAAAGCUACCAAAAUCCCGAGAAGGGAUGCAGAAUAAAGAUUCCGAGUAACGCAAGUGACACAGGUAUAAUCAUUGGAGUCCCAGGGGAAAUCGCCUGCUAUAAGGAAAUGCACGACCUCUAUGGGAAGUUACCAUGGAAACAAUUGUUUGGCGCGACUAUCAAAUUAUGCAAAGGUGGCUUCCCGAUCGAAUGGGCUUUGGCUGCAAGUAUACAAGACAAGGGCGAUGAGAUCUUAAACUUACCAGGAUUGCGAAAGCAUUACACGGAUCCAACUACUGGCGAACUGAAGAAAGAAGGAGAUAUCCUUUACAUGCCUGAACUUGCUAAAACACUUGAACUCAUCGCUGAACGUGGUCCUGAUGCUUUCUAUCGAGGAGAAUUGGCUAAAGCAAUUGAAGAUGAAAUCAGAAUGGUUGGUGGCGUAUUAACUGCAGACGAUCUUAUGAGGUACAAAGUCGAAAUAAAACCAGCUUUGCAGACGACCUUGAGAAAUGGCGGACAUACAGUGUUUGGAGCACAUCCGCCUUCGGGGAACCUCGGUGUGAUGCAUAUUCUUAAAAUACUAGACGGGUAUGCUUUCACUGCGGAUGAUUUAACAACAACUGACCGAACUGUUCUGAUGCUACACAGAAUUAUAGAAGCCUUCAAAUUUACACUUCCAAAGACGAAACUUCUGGGAGACUACAGAUUUGAAAGAAUAGACGAGGUGGUGCAAGAUCUUCUCUCUGACAAAUAUGCAGAUUUAGUCAGAUCUAAAAUAUCUGACGAUGGAGUGCACUCGAAAGAAUUCUACGGCGAAACUCUCCCUGGUGUCGAGUCUCUGGGAACAACGCACAUGUCGGUUUACGGCGACGAUGGUAUAGCGGUGGCCAUAACAGAGACCAUAACGCAAGUUUUUGGCUCAAAAAUAUUAGGAGAAACUACAGGAAUGCUUUAUAAUAGCGUUAUGGUUGACUUUUCACUUCCUGGUGCAAAGUCCAUGGGAGGGGAACCUUGUGAACCUGCGUCAGCUUUAAUACCAGGGAAACGACCAAUGACGAUGAUGAGUCCAACAAUUGUUGUUGACAGUGAGGGCGUCGUUAGUCACGUGAUCGGUGCGUCAGGGGGAGGAAAGCUAACAGCGGCUGUUGUGAACACUGUCGUUAGGAACCUUUGGCUUGGCCAAUCAAUACAAAAAGCUGUGGAAUAUCCACGAAUAAUCGUUAUGCAUCGAGAUAAAAGUAUAUUCAUAGAGAAAUCAUUUCCUAAGAAAUAUAUUGAUGGUCUUAUUAAGAAGGGGCAUACUAUAACAAUACAAGACACCGCGUCUGGGGCAUGUCAAGCGAUACAUAACACCAAGAAUGGAACGCACCCGAUUCACGCAUACUCGGACUUCAGGAAAGAUGGACUGACAGAUGGCUUCUAG